UCAGAUCCUGGCAUAAAUAUGGGACAUUGUUCAAAAUCCUGUAUCGUUUUGUCCUAGCGCUUCAGGUUCAGCCAAACAAAGGAAAUGCAAGUCGUCGAACGAAGAAUCCGUCGUUGAAUCUCUCAACUACUUUCCAUAAGACACCGCAACAUGGACUACCCGCAGAAAACAGAGAUCCAGAAGAAAGCCGCGGAGGGCUCGCCGAUCACGCAACCCGAAGCAUCGGCUCUCGCGAGCGAUGAGACAGACAUGACGGGGUUCGGCCCCAUCAAAGGCGGCACCGCAGCCACGGCCCAGAGCAUCCAUGACAGGCAGAGGAACUUCACCACCACAGCUGGUGAUCUCGCCAGGAAACCGCCGGAGGAGAUCACGAAGGGGGAUGCGGCUGAUGUGCAGAAGAAGGAGGCGCGCGCUUUGGGGGGUGUUCCCCCUGGGAGAGGUUCGACGUCGGCCUAUGUACAGUCAAUGGCAGAUCAUAAUGCACGAGAGCGAGGGGCUUAGGAGCGGGAAGG
Messenger RNA from Phialemonium atrogriseum, 512 nucleotides. RefSeq lists its product as uncharacterized. The transcript is spliced from 3 exons. Bases 151 to 501 code for a protein of 116 amino acids. NCBI's taxonomy places the organism in Eukaryota, Fungi, Ascomycota, Sordariomycetes, Cephalothecales, Cephalothecaceae. The record is from RefSeq and is a predicted model, not a curated record.